AUUGCUUUGGAAGCUUAGGGUUGUUCUACUUUUCAUCUCUCCAUUUCGUCGUUGCUGUUCGACUCCUUGCUUCGCGUGAGGUGGAGUUUUGCUUGAGUCGCUUCUUCGGCUCCUUCUUCGCUACUGUUCGACUUCGCUGCAACGUUUUGCUUAUUUGGCCCCUUUGACGACGUUCCCUUCCCAUCGGAUCGAAAGUCACGACAUUUCGACAACGUUCUUCCUGUUGGAUCUGAAGUAACGACGGGAGCUCGCUCGCUGUGAAGGAAACAAAUCCCAGCCAGCCCUAAGAUCUUUUGCAAUACUUGUGCGUGAGAAGGAUUGGCGAAGGCUAGGGUGGCGAGAGCCUCUUCUUCAUGUGUUUGGACUAGGACUGCGAGGGUCUUGCUAGAUUUCACAUUUUGACAGAAGUUUUUCUCUGGGAGCGGUGGUUGUUGAAUUAUGGAUGGAGGGCUACCCAACUUUAAAAGAUGGAACAUAAUCUAUCCUAUCUACAUCAAUUCGAAGAAGACUAUAGCUGAAGGACGGAGGAUCAAUGCUUCCAAGGCAUGUGAAAAUCCCACAUGUAUUGAGAUCGGUGACUGUUGCAAACACCUCAAAAUUCCCUGUGCUAUUGAGCUUGAUAAAGCAUACCCUCGAGAUUUCAUGCAGAUAGGUCGAGUAAGGGUUUUACUGAAGAGGGAAGAUGGGUCUCUCUACAACCCUGCAAUUAGUUCAAAGAAGCAACUGAUGCUUCAGGUGGCUGAGUUCGUGCCUCGACAUCCUGGGAGAGUGAAGAAGCAGGAGCCUGCAAGUACAGCUUCUGCGUCUGGAACUUCAAAAUCAGGAAAGGGUGGAAGAAAGAAGAAAUGAACAUUGAAUGUUUGAAAUCUAACAUUGUCUUGGUGAAUGCUAAAUCAUGUUUUUAUGGGGCAUCAAACCCUAAAUUUUCUCAUAUUCCUUGCUUGCAUGUUUCUCCCCCUUUGGGACUUCAUAAUCAUAGCAAAUAGAUUACUUCUUUUAGAAAUUGACCUAAA
Messenger RNA from Dendrobium catenatum, 1013 nucleotides. Its product is annotated as signal recognition particle 19 kDa protein. NCBI's taxonomy places the organism in Eukaryota, Viridiplantae, Streptophyta, Magnoliopsida, Asparagales, Orchidaceae. Gene Ontology annotation, molecular function: 7S RNA binding. Bases 439 to 849 code for a protein of 136 amino acids. The record is from RefSeq and is a predicted model, not a curated record. The transcript has 6 exons. Gene Ontology annotation, cellular component: signal recognition particle, endoplasmic reticulum targeting. Gene Ontology annotation, biological process: SRP-dependent cotranslational protein targeting to membrane, signal sequence recognition; SRP-dependent cotranslational protein targeting to membrane.